UUAUAUCUCAAGCUGCUUCUGCAUCCUGAGCUCAUCGCCAUUGCACUCAAUUCUCUUCAAUCGUCCUUUUCCCUCUCAUAGUCACCCUUCUUGGUUCUUCAUUGUUCAUCUACUUCCCGUGUUUGGCCUUGUUUCAAUAGAGCAAUCAUGAUUGCCUCGAGGUUAUCCCGAGCUCUUCCGCGCUCAUCUCCCAUCUCUCGCAUCUCUCAGAUUCGCGCACCUCGAUCCUCAAUAAUCUCUCGAUAUGCCUCAACCGAUGCUCCCGAGGGGACUGAGAAGGUCAAGGGCCAGGUCAUUGGUAUUGACCUGGGUACCACAAACUCAGCUGUCGCUAUAAUGGAAGGCAAGCAGCCACGCAUAAUAGAAAACGCCGAAGGUACAAGGACAACACCGUCGGUCGUCGCCUUUACGGAGAGUGGCGAACGUCUGGUUGGUAUUGCGGCCAAGCGACAAGCUGUUGUCAACCCCGAGAACACCCUUUUCGCCACGAAACGUCUGAUCGGAAGAAAAUUCUCAGACCCCGAAUGCCAACGAGACAUCAAGGAAGUGCCCUACAAGAUCGUACAACAUACCAAUGGCGAUGCCUGGCUUGAGGCUCGCGGCCAAAGAUACUCUCCCUCUCAAAUCGGUGGUAUGGUUUUGCAAAAGAUGAAGGAAACUGCUGAAGCAUACCUGGGAAAGCCUGUCAAAAACGGCGUCGUUACUGUUCCGGCCUACUUCAACGACAUGCAAAGACAGGCAACUAAGGAUGCUGGUCAAAUCGCUGGUCUUAACGUCCUGCGUGUCGUCAACGAACCCACCGCAGCUGCGCUCGCCUAUGGUCUCGAGAAGGAAGAGGACAAAAUCAUCGCCGUGUACGAUCUUGGUGGUGGUACUUUCGAUAUCUCCAUCCUUGAAAUUCAAAAGGGUGUGUUCGAAGUCAAGUCUACCAACGGUGACACUCACUUGGGUGGUGAAGACUUUGAUAUCUCCCUGGUGCGCCAUAUUGUGCAAGACUUCAAGAAGACUUCUGGCAUCGAUCUAUCCAACGACCGCAUGGCCAUUCAACGUAUCCGUGAGGCUGCUGAGAAGGCCAAGAUCGAACUGUCAUCUUCACUACAAACCGAUAUCAACCUACCCUUUAUCACUGCCGAUGCCUCUGGACCAAAGCACAUCAACCUCAAGAUGACGCGGGCGCAGCUCGAGAAAUUGGUCGAUCCUCUGAUCUCCAAGACCAUCGACCCUGUCCGCAAGGCUCUAAAGGAUGCCAACCUCCAGGCUAAGGAUAUCCAGGAAGUUAUCCUUGUCGGUGGUAUGACACGUAUGCCCAAGGUUGCCGAAUCAGUCAAGAGCAUCUUCGGUCGCGAUCCCGCCAAGUCUGUCAACCCUGACGAAGCUGUCGCCAUUGGUGCUGCUAUUCAAGGUGCCGUUCUUGCCGGUGAGGUCAUGGAUGUUCUGCUGCUCGAUGUCACUCCUCUCUCUCUCGGUAUCGAAACCCUCGGUGGUGUUUUCACCCGAUUGAUCAACCGAAACACCACCAUCCCAACCAAAAAGUCCCAGAUCUUCUCUACUGCUGCCGAUUUCCAGACUGCUGUCGAGAUCAAGGUCUACCAGGGUGAACGUGAGCUCGUCCGUGACAACAAACUGCUCGGUAACUUCCAAUUGGUUGGCAUUCCGCCUGCCCACCGCGGUGUUCCCCAGAUUGAGGUUACAUUCGACAUUGAUGCCGACUCGAUUGUCCACGUUCACGCCAAGGACAAGUCUACAAACAAGGAUCAAUCCAUCACGAUUGCGUCCGGCUCUGGUCUGUCUGAUUCUGAAAUUCAGAACAUGGUUGACGAUGCCGAGAAAUACGGUGCUCAAGACAAGGAGCGCAAGGCUGCUAUUGAAGCUGCCAACCGUGCCGACAGCGUACUAAACGACACCGAGAAGGCUCUCAAGGAAUUCGAAGACAAGCUCGACAAGGCCGAAGCUGACAACAUCCGCGAGAAGAUUGCCUCUCUUCGUGAAUAUGUUGCCAAGAACCAGACCGGCGAGGGCACUGCCACUGCGGAAGAAAUGAAGGCCAAGAUCGACGAACUCCAAGCAUCCGCACUUACUUUGUUUGACAAGAUGCACAAGGCUCGUGAAGAGCAACAGCAACAACCACCUUCAGGCGGCGACGCCGGUGCUCAACAGGGUGGUGAGCAGAAGCCGUGAGAAACGGCGACACCGUAACAAAAAGCGACUUGUAUUUUAAUGAUAUCCCUGUACUCGACCUUUUCUCUUGCUCGGAUUGUGGCCGGCCGCUCAGCUUCUCUUGUGUGAUCAUGUAUGCAGACCUUCUCCGAGUUGUCUUAUCGAAUGGGUAGACGAAAUCUUGUUUAUUGGCUGGCGAUGGAGCGACGGAAUGGGAAGGAUCUGCUGGGCCAUGAAUACCUACUGCGUAUCUGCAUGCAUGGGGGAAAUGGCGAGUGGUGGCUGCAAUCAUGAAACAUCUACACACUUUCUGCAACACCCAUCGAAACGAGAUGUGUGUUGGAAGGAAAGGAAGAUUAUGUAAUUAGUUGAGUCUGGACGUACCCGGCCUGGUGGGGGCCGAGAUUGAGAUGGGUGUGUCGCGUGUCUGAAUAGUAGAAAGAAAAUAAUCUCCUCUCCGACACUAUACCACAGUUUGUUGGCCUAUUUUAGAAUGCUUACAUAGUACCUUGGUCGUACGUCGGAUAACGCGGCAAGGCAGGGAUGGCGCGUACCUAGUACGUACAGUCAAAGGGGUUGUGAUCAGUAUCUCGGACUGGAUUCCGUAUGCUGGUGGAGAUUUAUCAAGGUGAUAUUACAUGUACUAAUACAAGUAUAGCAUAAGCAAAAUUGAUCACGGCCUGCAUCCGGAUGUGACGGCUGCAUACAUGUCCCCGUUUGGUUUCAGACUGGUACUCGCAAACUUGGGAUUGCUUCUCAAGAGCCCAGGGGCUGCGAAUUGACAGAGAGACAGAGGUGGUGGGGCCAAGCUGACGAUAGAGCAGGCAGCCACAGCCUGACGAUGACGAAUUUGUGGUGAGGAAAAGCAGUGCAGAUAAUCAAAUCUGACGGGAGAGGAAGGUGUCGAAGAAGAUGAUAGGACACGGAUAGAGACCGAGAAGCAAGAGGCAAAAAGAGAAAAGCGGAGAUCCAAGGGAUUCCAAACAGGAGACUCAGGCUGAGGAUCUCAGGAAUUUCUCGUAACAUGAAGGAGGAAUUGCAAUUGUAUGGCCGAUAUGGGGAACCAAUCAGACGAUCAUGACCUUUGUAUUUGAUGAGUCUGUGUGACUUGCCGCACGAUGAUGCAGAUGGCUUGAAGGGGGAAAGGGGAUGGUCCUGUGUGGCCAUGUGGAUGUGGCCUCUUCGAGAUAUGGUUUGAUGUCUACCUAUGGAGUACCAUGUAAGUGUCACCAAGAAGGAAAACCGCCAAUAUGCCUCAGCAUACGUAGUACUCCGUACAGCACGGUGAUAGGUCAGAAUUAGGAAUAGUAAGGCACUAUGAGAUUUGUUG
Exophiala xenobiotica is the source of this 3487-nucleotide messenger RNA. Its product is annotated as hsp7-like protein. The record is from RefSeq and is a predicted model, not a curated record. Gene Ontology annotation, molecular function: heat shock protein binding; ATP-dependent protein folding chaperone; ATP hydrolysis activity. Lineage: Eukaryota; Fungi; Ascomycota; Eurotiomycetes; Chaetothyriales; Herpotrichiellaceae. The transcript has 2 exons. Gene Ontology annotation, cellular component: cytoplasm; mitochondrion. Gene Ontology annotation, biological process: protein refolding; cellular response to unfolded protein. The coding region runs from base 148 to 2178 and encodes 676 amino acids.